CUUUCAAAGCUUGCGUUACUUUUGAAUGAUAGUAGGUUGCACGUGGUUUGGGGAUUUCUAGGAUAUGUUGUGGCGGCUUGAACUGCCGCACAUAUGUGCAAAGUUCUAUAUCGAAAACAGACAGACAGAAGAAGAAGAAAAAGAAGAAGAACAAAAACAAGAAAGUUGCCAAGUAAUUAUGCUUGAAAGACAUUCAAAUCCACCAGUUGGCCUGGAACGUGUUCAUCGAUAUUUUUGUUAUGUUUGUGGUACUCUAUUACCGCAUAAACUAGAAGCGAAUGAUUCUUUAAUUUGUCGAAAAUGUAAAACAUCGACAUUUAUGCGUUGGUUUAACAAUAUAGAGGCAAGUUUUAAUACAGAGAGUAAAUCAAAAAAUAACACAGUUAACGGGAUCGAUGUCCGUAAUGAUGGCGAUGCCGAGGAAUCAACGUGUUUAUUUUUUCCAUCAAUGAUAAAAGGGGCUAAAAAAAUUCUCAAAUCUGAAAUUGCCUUAAAACAAGCUUUAGAAGCACAACAAUUUGAAAAUGACACACCUCAGGCGGCGACAACCACAUUUGAUGGGCCAAGUAUACGUAAAGAAUGCGCUUAUUGUGGUAAUGACAGGAUGACUUAUGUAACAUUACAAACUCGUUCAGCAGAUGAAGGACAAACGGUUAUUUAUACUUGUACACAAUGUGCUAAAAAAGAGAUUGAAAAUACAUGAAUUGUAUAUAAAUAUGUAUGUUAUUGACUCAUUUAGUCCCCAG
Trichobilharzia szidati is the source of this 746-nucleotide messenger RNA. The record is from the annotation of a GenBank genome assembly. NCBI's taxonomy places the organism in Eukaryota, Metazoa, Platyhelminthes, Trematoda, Strigeidida, Schistosomatidae.